Schistosoma guineensis is the source of this 1803-nucleotide messenger RNA. NCBI's taxonomy places the organism in Eukaryota, Metazoa, Platyhelminthes, Trematoda, Strigeidida, Schistosomatidae. The record is from the annotation of a GenBank genome assembly.
AUGUAUCAAACUUAUCAGUCUGUUCAUUCAUUUGAUGCACACACCAAAAGUACAAUGGCAUAUAUGUAUAAUUUCAAGGUAUUCAUAGAAUUUUUAUGUCUUACUAUUGUGUGGAAUUCAGUGAUUGCUGUACCACUCAUAUUCCAAAGUGAAACCCUGGAAGGAAAAACCUAUCCAACUGUCGAUACAAUCGCUCAAAUGAAUAACAGUAAUUAUACCAUCAGUAGCAAUGAAAACAAUGAAACAGUAACUACGACAGUGAGCAGUAUCGAAGGAACUGGAGGUGUUGUGGAAAUACAAACUGAAACUUGUGACGACCCAUUAAAAGAAUUUGUAUCUCCUGUACGUGGUAUACCACGUUGUUGUCGUAAAUGUGAACCCGGCAAUGGUAUGUUACGUUUAUGCUCAAAUGCAGAAGAUACACAAUGCCGACCAUGUAAACCAGGUUUUGAAUUUUCGCCUUUUAGAAGUGCAACAAAAAAAUGUUUGCACUGUCGACGUUGUGAAGAGAUUCAUCCAUUGGCGAAAACACGUAAUGAAUGCACUCCCGUAACAGACACAAUAUGUCAAUGUGAAAAACCAUACUAUAUGUCAGAAAAAGAACAAACAUGCAAACCAUGCACUGUUUGUAAACCUGGUGAAGGUAUAGUACAGGCAUGUGGUUGGAAUUCCGAUACACAAUGUCAAUCAUGUCCGGCUGGUUUCUGGUCUGCACAAAGUAUUGAUAAUGUAAAGUGUAUACCUUGUCAAUCAUGUGGAAAAGAUCAAGUUUUAGUAAAACAUUGUUCACCAACAUCAGAUACUCUUUGUUGUCCAUUAAAUAAUCCCAACUGUACACAUGAAUUGUCAAUGUAUUUCGACUAUUCAGCAUACGACCAAGAAUCGGAUAUAUCAGACAAUAAUAACAAAUCUAAUCAAAUGUUGCCAAUUUAUUGUUCCAUCAUGGGUUUAAUAAUUAUUUCAUUAUUAUGUUAUGUUGUAUACAAAUUAUGGCGACAAAGAGAAGCGUCAAAAAAUGCCAAAUUAACUGAUUCGUACAAUAGUAACAAAACUGAUUUAUUAGAUAGAACAUCUUGUUUGGAUAAUAAUCAUUUACAACAUCGAAGAAUCUCAUCAGGUUUCAUAAAUAAUAAUAAUAAUGCUCAUUUACCAAAUCAUUCACCUCAGUCUACAACUGAACUUAAUAACACUAUUAAUUCAACACCCGAUAACGAUAUUAAUAAUCAUCUUCAAUUUAAUGAUAUUAUUGUUGGUCAUGAAAAAGCACCAUUACUUGGGAAAUUAGAUCAUUCAAACAGCUCAUUUAGUAAUUUUGAACAAAAACCAAUAUCAGUAAUUCCAGUGAAUAUACUAGGAGUUAUUUGUUAUCGUUUAUCUCAACACGGAUGGCAGGAACUGGCUAAUAUAAUGGAUUUAGAAGCAAGCAAAUUUGAUCAAUUACCCUCAGAGGUAACAUCAGACUUAUUAUCAGCUGCUAUGGAAGCUCAAAAUACUGUUGAAUCCCAUUUAAAACUAUGUAAUCCAGAUAACUCUAAUACAAUACAAUCAAUCACUAAUAACAAUCCUAAAAAUAACUUAACAAUGACCGUUUCAAUGUUUCAAUAUAUGUGUCUACAAAAUACAGUGAAUUUAGGUCAACUAAUGAAUUCUUUACAAAAACUUAAUCGUUCAGAUCUUGUCGCAUUAAUUCAACAACACACUGGAAUAAUAAAAUCGAAAAAAUCUAUCAAUCAUUCAAAUGAAGAAUAUAAAGAUAAAACAAAAUCAAUGAAAUCCAAAGAAAAUUUCCAAAUAGAAAACUAA